Messenger RNA from Dibothriocephalus latus, 699 nucleotides. The record is from the annotation of a GenBank genome assembly. NCBI's taxonomy places the organism in Eukaryota, Metazoa, Platyhelminthes, Cestoda, Diphyllobothriidea, Diphyllobothriidae.
AUGUCGGGAGAGAGAGAGAGAGAGAAAUACGAUUCAACGUAUUUGAAGUCAACAUCUGGUGCCUAUCACCUAUUGAAGAACCACACUACAGAGAAGUUAAAACAGUGCAGUGACUCGAAAAAUAACGUCCUUCGGAUUUUUCUGUCCGCGGAGCUUGGUGCAGGCACGGGACUGUGCGGUCUUACCGCCCUUAAGUGUGGAGCUGCUUGGACUACCUUCUCGGACUUGCACGACGAACUAAUUGUGGAAAGUUUGAAUGACAGUUGUCGCAAAAACGACGUCACCACGUUUAACUUCAUAGCUUCCGAUUGGAACGACGUGCCGUCUGAACUCUUGAACGUUGACUUUGACCUCAUCCUUGCGGCCGACUGUAUGUUUGAUAAGAAAGGUACUUUUUUUCUUGAUCUUACCAUCGAAUACGCAAUCCGCCCUACUUCAGUUGUCUGCGAAGUUGUUGUGCACCGUGCUAGGGACUUAUCCUUUUGGGUAGAUCUCAUUUAUACUUGCUGUUCUAACUAUCUUGUAUUUUUAUAUAUUGCAAGACUGACUGUUUAUACUUUCGGCAGAAUUUCAAUAGUGUGUAAAGGGCUACGGCUUGUCGAAGCGCCUUUCCAUGAUACUAUGCCCACCCUCAAAUUUUAUGUCAUCCUCCCGUCCUCAGAACAAGUUCGCAAUUAUAAGUGUAGUUCACCAUCGUAA